Messenger RNA from Hydractinia symbiolongicarpus, 3975 nucleotides. RefSeq lists its product as uncharacterized. Gene Ontology annotation, biological process: SCF-dependent proteasomal ubiquitin-dependent protein catabolic process. NCBI's taxonomy places the organism in Eukaryota, Metazoa, Cnidaria, Hydrozoa, Anthoathecata, Hydractiniidae. The record is from RefSeq and is a predicted model, not a curated record. Bases 147 to 2450 code for a protein of 767 amino acids. Gene Ontology annotation, cellular component: SCF ubiquitin ligase complex. The transcript is spliced from 13 exons. Gene Ontology annotation, molecular function: protein binding.
GACCUGCACUGUCUGACGUUCCAAAAUAAAAUGCAGGUCCGUGAGCAUAAAAUUAGAAAAUUGAGAAAGCUAAAGCAACACAGCACAACUCAACUCACCUUCAGCAUUCAGUUGCACAAAUAUAUGGCAAAUUAACAUCGCUAAAAAUGGUCGAUAUAUCAAGGGAGGAAGCACGUAGCAUUGCUGCCUCCUUAAUUAAUGGGAUUAAAACAUCAUUGAUCAUUUCCAUGGAAGAAAAACCUGCCAGGUACGUACAGCAGAAAUCGAAAGAAGAAGGAAAACGACCAUCCAACGCUGCGUAUGGUUGUAACGGCUUGCAAAGCACCAGCAAUAAUUUCAAGGACAGGUGCUCUGCUAAUUGCAUGAAUAUGAUGCUUUCAAAUUCUAUCAACAUUGAGAGUGGGGGAGGAACAAGAAGGGAGGAAGGAAAGACAAAAACAUUUAAAAUGGAGGAUAAACUGAACACAAUUUCGCAAAAAGAAAAGUCAAAUAUUUCUUUUCUGAAUAGCAAGUGUAAUAGCUCUUAUAAUGAAAACAAAGGUAAUCAUGUGAAAUAUGGCAAAAAAUGUCCAAAGUGUUCUGAAAUAAACGAUAAAGAUGCAAAUUGGUGUAUGGAAUGUGGGAAAGCUAUAUUGUCUGUUGAAGUACGACGACAAGAAAGCUUAAAAGAAUCUCCCCACCAAAUAUCUCCCUCUUAUGAUUGUGAAAGUAAAAGUUUUCCAUUUCAGAGUAACUUUCCACCCAAUUCUGUUUCAUUUGAAGAUGAAUAUGUUGCAAAUCGGUCAUUUUCAUAUAACAAUCAGUACCCAUAUGGAAGCAAUGCAGAACAAUUUAGUGCUGCAUCGUUUGAUUUUCAGAAUCCUGAAUUCGAUGAAGAUUUGCACAGUAAAACUAGAACUGAUGGGGAAGUAGCUAUAUUUCAGAAAUCUGCCUCUGGUGACAGAAAGGAAGAUGCAUUGCAUAUGUAUGCUUUUGAUGAUUUACUUUAUCCUAAUUUUGCAAUACAUAAUCCAGUGUGUGGAUAUGUAUUGCCUUCAUCAAAUAUUGUAUCUAAUGCAGCAUAUAUUCAACCUUAUUACUAUCGAAUUAAUAAUGUGCCAUAUGAGUCCAACCAAACAAGAGCUUGUCAACCAAGAUCUAAAAAACAUUACAAGUGGAACAGAAACAAAAGAAAGGAAAAGAAAUCUUCCCUACAUUCUGCAACAACCAAAAAGGAACAAGAUGAUAAAUGUUUGGAGAAAAAUAAUUUCUGUGCCAUGGAACAAGAUGUUGGGAUGUUAUUAACAGAUCUUCCUGAAGAAAUAUUGUUACAUGCUUUUUCAUUUUUACGUACAUCUGAUCUCGCAAAAUGCACAAGAGUGUGCAAGUUAUUUAACCGAGUUGCAUCUGAUGCUGCACUGUGGAAAGAAAUUAUCGUGAAGAAAAAGAACAAUUUGACUGACAAUGUAUUUGCUGCGAUCUCAAAAAAGCGACCGUCGCGUUUGACAGUUACACAAUGUAAUGGAAAAAUGGUUACUAUGGAGGGUUUACGACAACUUUUUAGAAGCUGUGCUGACACACUAGAGGUUCUUGAUGUCAGCGCUUGUAGUGGUGGAGUUCUUAUUGGGGAAACUGUUCUACUCCAUGUUUCGGCUAGAUGCAAAAAUAUAUACAAACUUGAUGUGAGUUGGAGCAAUGUAUCAAAUGAAAGUGUUCAAGGUGUAUCUAAAGCUCUGAACAGGUUAGAACAAUUGUCACUUAACGGUUGCCAAGGAAUAACUGACGAGUCAAUUAAAGCAGUUGCUGAGAAACAUGGAGAUAAUCUACAAUGUCUUGAAGUUUUUGGUUGUUUCAACAUUUCAUCAGCUUCAAUAAAUGCUUUGGCACAGCACUGUAAAAAGUUGAAAAAAUUAAAUUUGGGGCAGUGCCAUAAGGUAAACAACGUUGCACUUACUGUCAUUGCUCAAAAUAUAAAACAUCUUGAAAGUUUAGACAUCAGAGGUUGCAAACAGGUACGAGAUUCAUCACUAAAGGAGAUCAUAACGAACUGCAACAAGCUGACUAGUUUAAUCAUAGCAAACUGUCCGUCCAUUACCGACACGUCAAUGAUAACCAUCGCUUCUCAUCUACCUGCUUUAAAAUGUCUAGACGCAUGUGGAUGUUGCAAGAUUACUGAUCGAGGGAUGCAAGCCUUGGUGAAAAGUUGUCGCUCUCUCCAAGUGUUGGAUUUAAGUUCAACAAAAGUUACCGGCCGAAGCGUGUCAGCCAUUGGUCAUUAUUGCAAAACAUCACUGACAUCCUUGAAGUUGAGUUUUUGUCCUGCUGUAACUGACUCUUGUCUUCAUGCUGUCGUCAGCAAAUGUCAGCAAUUGAAGGUAUUGCAUUUGUAUGGCUGCAAACCAAUUCGCAACUUAUAUAAACUCAUGGAAAUCAACCCCGCUCUCAAGAUUGAAAAAGAGUCCUUAAGAUGAAGACCUACAUUUUACGACGAAGGGGAAAUACAUGACUGGAGAAAUACGAAAAAUUUACCAACUUGAUCUGAAGUCAAAUAUCUUUCAAGAAAAUUCAAAAUAAUUAUUUGUGGUAUGACCAAGGAUAUAAUUAACGAGUUGUUAACAAGUAUUUUUCAACAGAAAAUUUCGAAAUCUUUUCUUAAUAAGAUAUAAUUUUAAAAAUUUUAACCCUUUUUAUAGAUUUAUAUGUUUUGUUUAUAUUUUAUUUUAUAAUUCUUUGCAUCUUCGUUCCCACGUCUCUUAAGAGCAUGGCAUGGGAACGAAUGUGAUAUAUAUAUAUAUUUAUUGUUUUUAUUUUGUUUUUUGUUUUUGGAGAAAAAUGGAACAGUUUUUCAUGUACGACAUUCCCAAGUCAGGAUAAAACAACGUCUUUUGGGUUGUUUUUUUGCUUCUGCUUAGGAGAUAGAAAGUGAGGACCAGCCUAUCUACUGAAACAGGAAAAUCGGGGAAAGUUAGACAGCGUUUCACGUGGGUCUUACAACGCCAAAGAGAUUCUCUAGUCUAGAUUGCAAAAUUUUAAUAUUAGUAAAUAAGUCCAUACAUGGCUACUUGUCUAGAAUCAUAUUGAAAUAUCAAGCAAUUAACAUUCAGCUUCAUGCCUGGUUUUCGGUAUUAUGGUAAGGUUAAAUCUGUAAUUUAAUUACCACAACGUUGAAUUUGUUAUGAAACUUUUGAAUAGUCAAACAAAGUCAGGAAAUAUUUCAGGAAUUAGGUAGAGUCAGUAGAUAUGAACGUCUCGUAUUGUUGCAAAAAAAACUUUAUAUGCUCGUUCUGGUAGCUAUGUAAUGUUCCAUUUUUUUUGAUAGCCUAACUUAUUUUUGUGUGGUGUUGAUAAUUUUUUAAAAUUUUAAUAAAUGAGUAUAAAAAAAUGAUUUAAUAGAAGCUUGCGUUAUUUUGCAAGUGAAAUUUGUAGUUAGGCUAAAAAGAUUAAAUAUUUUUAUUUGCCGGUAAUUGAGUUUCUAUAUUUUUUGGUUUCCACUUGAAGUGGUUGUUGAUGAACAUAGAAUAAUUACUUGUGAUGGAGUAUUUCAAUAUAUUUCAACAACACUGUUUCCAAGCAAUUGCUUUAGGUGGAGGUCUUUGUAAAUUGUACAUAGAAAUUGAGUUUUGUUUUCCUAGCGUCAGCAUCAUUUAUGGUGUUUUUUGAAACCUGGUGUUUCUUCAAAUACCUCUUUUCUUUAUCUUAUUUUUGCGGACGCCAUUGGAAACGGAACAUUUAAAUACUUCGUUUAUUAUACACACCUACUUAUUUGGAAAGCAUGCUUACAAUCCUGUUUACCGAUUUUGUAUCCUGAUUACCAAUUUUGAAUCCCGAUUUCCGAUUUCGUUUCCCGAUUAUCGAUUUGUCACUUAUGUACCAGUAGCGUGAAAAAAGUUACUUUAUCCCUUCUAAGUUUUAUAAAUGUUUCAUUCUCAUCAAACUAUUUUGUAAUUUUUUUGUGUAAAACUUUGUCGUGUUGUAAAUAAAAGAAUUUCAUGCAUA